CAGGUCUUUUGGCAAAAAGAUAUGAGGAGCAUAGCAAUUUAGCUUACCAAGUUCAUCCACUUCCUGACCAAAUCCUGGAUUACGUUUGGGAUUAUGGUGUAUUAAAACCAUCAGAUGAAAAAAUCUAUAUUAAUAUUAUGGUUAAGAAAUAUUUGGAGGAAGAAAGAUUAACAUCCAAAUUAUUCUCUGAAUUGUUAUUUGCUUCACAAGAAUUUAUUCGAUCUCAUGAAGGUGCUCAUAGUGUUAGUUUACGAGAUGUAAAACGUGCUAUUACUCUUGUUAAACAUUUUCACAAGACACUAAUUAAACGUCCACGUCCUAAUCCACGUCCUCAUCGUUCCUACCCUCAAUAUCCUUCUCCACUUCAUGGAAUGGAAAAAGAGUUUGAAGAACAAGAUUUAAUUGAUACAGCAGAUAGAUUAUUUGAAAAUAAUAAAGCAUGGUCAAAACGUUUUAAUUUUCUUAGUUUUAAUUUUAAGAAAGCAAAACUGGAGGCAUUGGCUAACUCUUAUUUAGAGUAUGAAAAAAAACAACCUAUUGAUAAUUUUCAUGGACUUCGAGAUUAUUAUUCGUUGCUUACACCCGAAUCCAUAAAAAUGGCACUAGCAAGGAAUUUUGGUGGAACAAACCAAAUGGACAAAUUGUAUGAUGAGCAUUUUGUCAAUGUUUUAAAAGCAUUUAAUGCGACCAAUCAAAAUCAAAUUCAAUUUUCUGCUGAAGACCUUAUCAAAGCAAACCUUAAAGAUAAGAAUGCUAGGCAUCUAAUGUUAAUUGGUAAAAGUGAUUCCAUUGUCAAUAUUUUGACAUAUAAAUUGAGAUAUUGGAAUGAGGAGCUUUCGGAAAGAAACGACCUUGAUGCUAUUGAUAAUGUGACAUCUUGGGAUCUAGAACCUGUAGUAAUUUAUGGAAGUCAGUUUCCUGACGAUCGUGAUGACGAUUAUCAAUAUGGAGUAUUGA
Messenger RNA from Racocetra fulgida, 957 nucleotides. NCBI's taxonomy places the organism in Eukaryota, Fungi, Glomeromycota, Glomeromycetes, Diversisporales, Gigasporaceae. The record is from the annotation of a GenBank genome assembly.